Messenger RNA from Strongylocentrotus purpuratus (purple sea urchin), 1456 nucleotides. RefSeq names its product echinoidin. The transcript is spliced from 3 exons. Bases 165 to 710 code for a protein of 181 amino acids. Lineage: Eukaryota; Metazoa; Echinodermata; Echinoidea; Camarodonta; Strongylocentrotidae. The record is from RefSeq and is a predicted model, not a curated record. Gene Ontology annotation, molecular function: signaling receptor activity.
CGCCGCUGUUCGGAGGCAUCUCAAUGUCGCGACAUCAUCAUAAUUUGUGGUCGGAUGACAACUGAUGCGUCGUCAAACAACAUUGCAACUCCUGUGUCAGAUCAUCGUGUUGCCAAAUUAUAUUUUAUAUCGUCAUCGCACGAUGCGACUGUAAGUGCGAUAACAUGGAGACCCUUGCUAGGAGUUGUGUGGUUGUCGCCACAGUAAUAUUUAUCGGAGCUUUCUUGCAACAGCUACCAGGAGUUGCCGGGGGUGGCUGCGGCUGCUCACCGCUCUGGACCGCCUACAACGGCUACUGCUACAGGUUCUUCAACGAUCGGAACAUAUCCUGGAUAGACGCAGAGCUUCGUUGCAGGUCGUUCUCGAUCCCGUGCGGUGACUCGACCUCCAGCCAAACCAUCGCUCACCUGGUCUCUGUUCAUUCCCAAGAAGAAAUGGAUUUCCUGACCGCGAUGUAUGAAUCUCUUCGACCAAAACGAGGUCCAAGCCGGGCGUGGAUAGGUCUCCACGACAGAGCCUCUGAGAACUGUUCAGAAUGGAUCGACGGGACGACGGUGAACUUCACGGACUGGGGGACGGGCCAGCCUAAUGAUCGCAAUGGCUUCCAUGACUGCACGUUCUUCGCAAGAUGGGGCGAUUAUAAAUGGAACGAUAUGGGAUGCGAUCCCGACAACGUCGAAUCGUACAUCUGCAAACAUCCCAAAUGGUGAACAAUCGUGAAAGUACAUUAUACUAGGUGCAAGUUAGAGAGGGGAAAACACAUUUGUAACAGGAAUUUUUGCACAGCCAAUUAAGAGGCAUCGCCAUUAGUAGGCCAUCUAAUUGUGCACAGUGUCCAGGAAUUCCUGUAUUUGUAUGCGUAAAGGGCAAUUGUACACAACUGUAGAGCUCAUUGAGACGACUGCUGGAUCAUGAAAUUAUGUUAUCAUUUUUCAUUUCUGCACCGAUGGUACAUUCUAUGAUACACAGGUGAAAGCAUUCUUUUCAGAGGGCAAACAACAGGUAUUCAUGACAUUAAGCACCUCCAUCACUUUGGCAGUGAUUAUUGUAAAACGCUCAAAGUGGGAAGUCUCCAUGUGUAAAACAUCUGUGGCUAUUUGGCAGUCACUAUUUGGCUUAUUUCACCAUUAUACCUGGACAUGACGUCGUAUUAAGUUUUACGACGAAGUUCCGUAACCAGGUAAUUGUUCUCAACACUGCUCAAAGUGAAAAGAAAGAUCACUGAUGCUGAUUACGGAACGCAAAAUAUAAGUGUGUCACUUUAGUAUUGUGUGGUUAUGAUUAUAUUUUAAAAUAAGUUAUUUUGUUAUGCAAACAAUCUGUCCAAUAGCUGGACGAAACCAGUUUUUAGACCGUUUCCGAUGACAGCAUAGAUUGGUAAGAUUACAUUUACACGUCACCACCAUUACUAAUUAGAACCAGGAGAGUUUUUAUAUAUUUUUGUAUUAAAUGUUCA